Eremothecium sinecaudum is the source of this 3225-nucleotide messenger RNA. RefSeq names its product chromatin-remodeling ATPase ISW1 (gene ISW1). Gene Ontology annotation, molecular function: histone binding; nucleosome binding; ATP binding. Gene Ontology annotation, cellular component: nucleus; chromatin. The transcript has a single exon. The coding region runs from base 1 to 3225 and encodes 1074 amino acids. Lineage: Eukaryota; Fungi; Ascomycota; Saccharomycetes; Saccharomycetales; Saccharomycetaceae. Gene Ontology annotation, biological process: regulation of transcription by RNA polymerase II; nucleosome organization. The record is from RefSeq and is a predicted model, not a curated record.
AUGGACAAUCAGGAAUAUUUGGAAAGAUUAGCGCCUUUUAAAGAAGGAUUAGAGGAUAAUAGACGUGACCCCGAAACUAAUAAAAAGUAUUACUUAGUAGAAAAUGGUGAUGUCAAACGGAAUUUCGAUAUUGAAGGUACAAUAAAGCGAGUUCGGCAUUUGGAUGGUGUUAGUUCGUUAUAUCGUUAUUUUAUUGAGCGGAAAGCGAAAAAAGACUCCAGAUUUGAGCAAGUUUUGAAAUCGCUUAAUGACCCAAGCACUAACAAGAAGAAUGGAAGACAUGAAGAUAAGAGACGGCGAAAGACUGAACGUGAGGAAGAUGCUGAGUUGUUGAAGGGCGAAGACGAGUUAGAGGAUGAAGAAAAUACUGAAUUUCUCUUUCGGGACUCUCCAGGGUAUGUCAACGGUAAAUUAAGGCCAUAUCAAGUUCAGGGUUUGAAUUGGUUAAUUUCUUUACACAAGAACAACAUAGCAGGAAUUCUAGCUGACGAGAUGGGACUUGGCAAAACAUUACAGACAAUUUCCUUUUUAGGAUACUUAAGAUAUGUGGAAAGGAAGCCUGGCCCAUUUUUGGUGAUUGCACCAAAAUCUACAUUAAAUAACUGGUUAAGAGAGAUUAAUAGGUGGACUCCAGAGGUUAGUGCAUUUAUAUUACAAGGUGACAAGGAAGAAAGAGCUCAAUUAUUACGUACUAAGCUGCUAACAUUCGAUUUUGACAUUGUUAUUGCUUCUUAUGAGAUCAUUAUAAAGGAAAAGGCUUCAUUCAGAAAAAUUAACUGGGAAUAUAUUGUCAUUGACGAGGCUCAUAGGAUUAAAAACGAGGAGUCCAUGUUGUCGCAGGUUUUAAGAGAGUUCACCUCCAAAAAUAGACUGUUGAUUACUGGUACUCCGUUACAGAACAAUUUGCAUGAGCUUUGGGCUUUGUUAAACUUUUUGCUACCUGAUAUUUUCUCAGACUCUGAGGCAUUCGACGAGUGGUUUUCUUCUGAAUCAUCCGAGGAGGAUAAAGACAAGAUUGUUAAGCAGUUACAUACCAUAUUGCAGCCAUUCUUAUUGAGACGUAUCAAAAAUGAUGUAGAGAAGUCAUUGCUCCCCAAAAAAGAGCUAAAUUUGUAUGUGGGAAUGUCAAAUAUGCAAAAAAAAUGGUACAAACAAAUAUUGGAAAAGGAUCUAGAUGCAGUCAAUGGUGUCAAUGGUACUAAGGAAUCCAAAACUAGAUUAUUAAAUAUCAUGAUGCAGCUGAGGAAAUGUUGCAAUCAUCCAUAUUUAUUUGAUGGUGCUGAACCAGGUCCCCCAUACACAACGGACGAACAUUUGGUGUACAAUUCUGCAAAGGUAAAGGUGUUGGACAAACUGUUGAAGAAAUUGAAGGAAGACGGCUCUAGAGUAUUGAUUUUUAGUCAAAUGUCUAGAUUGUUAGAUAUAUUAGAGGAUUAUUGUUAUUUUAGAGGAUACGAGUAUUGUAGAAUUGAUGGUUCAACAGCUCAUGAAGAUCGUAUUCAGGCUAUUGAUGAGUAUAAUGAACCUAAUUCCAAAAAAUUUGUCUUUUUGCUUACUACACGUGCGGGUGGUCUCGGUAUUAACUUAACCACCGCGGAUGUUGUUAUUCUCUAUGAUUCUGAUUGGAACCCACAGGCAGAUCUACAGGCUAUGGAUAGGGCUCAUAGAAUUGGCCAGAAGAAGCAAGUGAAAGUUUUCCGCUUAGUGACCGAUAAUUCGGUAGAAGAAAAGAUUUUAGAGAGAGCUACUCAGAAGUUAAGGCUAGAUCAGUUGGUAAUCCAACAAGGUCGUACUUCCGUUGCGAAGAAAGAUAAUGCUAAGGAUUCCAAGGAUGCUUUGUUGUCAAUGAUUCAACACGGUGCUGUUGAGAUGUUCAAAAGCACAGACAAUAGCGCUUCCUCCACUGCAAAGGGUACUCCGCAACCUGAGUCGGGCGAUGUCGAUGGGGACCUUGAUUUAGAAGCUUUACUGUCAAAAUCCGAAGAUAAAACGAAAUCUUUGAACCAAAAAUAUGCUGCUUUAGGUUUGGAUCAGUUACAAAAGUUCAAUCGUGACUCCGCGUAUGAAUGGGAUGGUCAAGACUUCAAGAAGAAGGUUAGCAAGGAUAUUGUCAGCCCGCUAUGGAUAGAACCUACAAAGCGUGAACGUAAGGAAAACUACUCUAUUGAUAACUAUUACAAGGGCGUAUUGAAUACUGGAGGCGGCAGAGCCAGCCAGGUUGCAGUCCCUAGGAUGCCUAAACCUCAGCCGUUUAACAGUCACCAGUUACUUUCACCUCAAUUAAAACUCUUAUACGAGAAGGAGCGUAUGUGGACAGCGAAGCGCACUAAAUAUACGCCUACAAUGGAAGACGUUAAAACCACAUAUGGCGAGCUGGGUAGCGAAGAAGAAAAGAAAGCUAAGCUAGAGCUGUUAAAACUUGCGGUUGCAAAUGCAGAGGUUCUUACUGAAGAAGAGGAGAAGCAAAAAGCCCAAUGGGAAAGUGAAGGCUUUCAUAAUUGGAAUAAGCUGGAAUUUCGACGUUUCAUCACUGCUAGUGGAAAAUACGGCAGGAAUUCAAUAAAAGCCAUUACAAUGGAACUCGGGGGCACUAAAACCGAAGAAGAGGUACGCAGUUACGCUAAGGCCUUUUGGCAGAACUUGGAAAGGAUUGAAGAUUACGAAAGAUACGUCAAGUCAAUUGAGACUGAAGAGGAGAAGAUUAGGCGUGUUAAGAUGCAACAGGAGGCACUCAGACGUAAGAUGAGUCAAUGCACCAAUCCCCUUUUCGAUCUUUCAUUAAAGCAUCCUCCAUCAUCCAAUAACAAGCGAACCUUCUCAGAAGAGGAGGAUAGGUUCAUUCUUCUGAUGCUUUUUAAGUAUGGGCUAGAAAGGGAAAAUGUCUACGAUCUGAUUCGAGAUGAGAUUCGCGAAUGCCCCCUUUUCGAGCUAGACUUUUACUUCCAGAGUAGGACUCCAGCAGAGCUUCAACGUCGUGCUUUUACUCUCUUGCAGUGCUUGGAAAAGGAAUUCAACGCUGGUUUAGUGAUGGACGAUGCGUUGAAGGAGCGCAUGAAGGAAGAAGAUUUAGCCGCUGAAAAACAAAAGCACGAGGAGGAACUCGCAGCAGAGAAACUAAAACUCGAGGAAGAAGAAAAUGCAGCUGCAACUUCGGCAGUUGAAGUCAGUUCACCCACUAGAGAUCAUGCAGCUGAACCCGAUGCCAAGAGAAUAAAAGUAGAGUAG